Molecule: messenger RNA, 1261 nt
Organism: Exophiala oligosperma
Lineage: Eukaryota; Fungi; Ascomycota; Eurotiomycetes; Chaetothyriales; Herpotrichiellaceae
Exons: 1
Coding region: 1-1164 (387 amino acids)
Molecular function (GO): arylformamidase activity
Source: RefSeq, a predicted model, not a curated record
AUGGCUUCAAGCGACAAUCACGACUUUGAGACGGUCGAAAUCCACCCGGAACAUUUGUUGCCGUUUGACUCCCUCCCCGACAAGAAACGAGUGUGGCCCGGCGAACCGGGUUCGAGGGAAGAAGGGCUGGGCCGUCUGGUCCUGUUGACCCCCGAGGUCGUGGCCUCGGCGGCCUCGACGUGCGUCCGAACCGGCCGGCGGGUGAGUUUGGGGUGGGAAUUGACAAAGUUGGAAAUCGCAAACUUUGGCCGAUCGCCUUGUCGACACGAGAUUGUCGAACUGUUGGACGGUGUCGCCUUUGACGACAUUUAUACGUUUAAUCCACAGCAAAGCAGUCAAUGGGACGGACUGAGACAUUUUUCACAACCGCUGCGACGAAACUUGGACGACGAGGUGGGCAAGACUGGCGCCGGGACGGGUUCGGAGGAAAGAUUGUUCUAUGGAGGUGUAACGAAAUCCGAAAUCAAAGACCCUUGGUGUCGACGGAUCGGGAUCCACGAAUGGGCCAAACAAGGGAUAUGUGGCCGCGGUGUAUUGUUGGAUUUUGUGAGGUAUGCCGACCGGAAAGGUUUGGAGUAUUCGACUUUCGGUGAUUUUGCGAUUUCCCUUUCGGUGUUGUUGGAGAUUGCGACCGAACAAAGGGUCGAAUUCAAAAGAGGUGACAUUUUGUUUGUACGUAUCGGUGUCACGAGAGAAUGGGACACGAGAAUGACCGCCACCCAAAAGCAAGAGUAUGCAGAAUCCCAGAAUCCUCGACAUUCCGGCGUCCAAGGUACGGAAGAGAUGUUGAGAUGGUUAUGGGACACGGGGUUUUCGGCCGUGGCGAGUGACGCGAUUUCUUUUGAAGUUUAUCCACCAAAGGAGAGUUAUGAAAGAAGGAGAAGAAGAAGAAGACGACCUAAAGAUACUGCUGGUGGUGGUGGGGGUGGUGGUGAAGAAGAAGAAGAUGGUGAUGAUGAAAGUCAAGUCGAAAAAAUACCUGGAAUAUUUCUACAUGAAUAUUUAUUGUCAGGUUGGGGUAUGCCAAUUGGUGAAUUGUUUGAUCUUGAAGACUUGAGCAAAUUGUGUUCCUCACACAAUAGGUGGGAAUUUUUCGUUUCGAGUUCACCGUUCAACAUGCCGGGAGGGGUUUCGAGUCCACCAAAUUGUAUCGCCAUCUUUUAAGUCGAGCAAAGAGGAAAGAAAAACAGGGAAGGGAGAGAGAGAGACAAAAAGGUUGGCGAGAUGGGUAUGAAAACACCCACCCCGAAUGAGAGACAAG